AAAGUAAAGGAGGAAGAGGAGGGGGAAAACAAAAGCAAAGCAGCUCCUUUCCCAUUUCAGCCUCUCAUACCCUUCCAAUCUCUCUCAACCCGCUCUCUUCGGCAAACCCUCAGACGCAAGAUCAAAUCCUUUUUGCCUCUAAUUCCUUCCUCGAAUCAAUCGAUGAGCCGGAGCUUAUGAUCUCGAAUUUUUAAAGAGACUGGGGAUGGCUUGUAACGAGGAUACUAAUGCAUCUGCACAAGAGGAUGCUAAGAGUGAAUUGGAGUCUGGUCGGUUUCAGGUAGAUAGUUUAGAAGGUGAGCUUUUGGAUGUCAAGGCUUGCCUUGAGUUCGGUUCAGAGGAAGACGCCAGGAAGGAGUUAGGUGUUCUUUCCGGUAGGGUGAGAACGGCUGCGACAAUGUUGCGGUGCUUGAGAUCAAAAGCUACAGUCUUGGCCAUUCCUGAUUUAUCUCAUGGUGUGGAACAGAUGGGACUUAAAGACGGUGGUUUGUCUUCUUGUGAAGAUGCAUUGUCUGAGGCUUAUACUAGUGAGAUGCUCCAGUCCAUAGAGAUGGUUACCAACGUGCUUGAGUUUCUUGUUAAGAGGGUUUCAGCAGCAGAAUCAGAGACUGCUGUUCAAAAGGAGAUGGUGAUUUUGGGAGAGGAAGAGCUUAGUAAGAAGACAGUCCAAAUCGAGAAUCUGGCGGUGAAGUUACAGGAGAUGGAGCGGUUUGCUCACGGGACGAAUAGUGUUCUGAGCGAAAUGAGGGAAAGGAUUGAGGAAUUAGUUGAAGAGACGAUGGGACAGAGGGAGAAAGCUGUGGAGAAUGAAGAGGAGCUGUGUCGUGUGAAGAGAGAGUUCGAGUCGCUUAAAAGCUAUGUCAGUACUUUCACCAAUGUCAGAGAGACACUCCUUUCGUCUGAGAGACAGUUCAAAACCAUCGAAGAGCUCUUUGAACGGUUGGUGAGUAAAACGACACAACUAGAGGGGGAGAAGGCGCAGAAGGAGGUUGAAGUACAGAAACUGAUGGAAGAGAAUGUGAAGUUGACGGCACUUCUUGACAAGAAAGAAGCUCAGCUUCUAGCUUUGAAUGAACAAUGCAAAGUUAUGGCUUUAAGUGCAUCCAACAUCUGAACAUUUAUUUGCUUUUGUCUUCGCCUCAUCUCUCUUGUUAUUAAUUUUUUUUUGAGACAAAGACAAUGCUUUCGCAGAAGAGAAGAUCUUCCAGAUUGUUGCAAAGCUGCGCUUACUCUAUUGUUCUUUUGUUUCAGAUAAAAGAAACAUUCUUGUAACUU
Messenger RNA from Raphanus sativus (radish), 1275 nucleotides. RefSeq lists its product as uncharacterized. Gene Ontology annotation, biological process: response to red or far red light; negative gravitropism. The coding region runs from base 206 to 1114 and encodes 302 amino acids. The record is from RefSeq and is a predicted model, not a curated record. The transcript has 3 exons. NCBI's taxonomy places the organism in Eukaryota, Viridiplantae, Streptophyta, Magnoliopsida, Brassicales, Brassicaceae.